Molecule: messenger RNA, 894 nt
Organism: Dovyalis caffra
Lineage: Eukaryota; Viridiplantae; Streptophyta; Magnoliopsida; Malpighiales; Salicaceae
Source: the annotation of a GenBank genome assembly
AUGGCUCAGCAUAGGCAAUUUCAGAUGGUAGGCGGUGGCAAUUCGGGGCAGUACAAUGACACAACUUUUACCAAAAUCUUUGUUGGUGGUUUGGCUUGGGAGACACAAAGAGAUACCAUGAGGCGUUAUUUUGAACAGUUUGGAGAGAUCCUGGAGGCUGUUGUUAUCACAGAUAAGAACACAGGGAGAUCCAAGGGCUAUGGCUUUGUUACAUUUAAGGAUCCAGAAGCAGCCAUGAGAGCUUGUCAAAACCCAUCUCCAGUGAUUGAUGGAAGGAGGGCAAACUGCAAUCUUGCAUCACUUGGUGCACAAAAGAAUCGUCCACCAACUCCUCAACACGGCAUAGGACGGUUUAGACCAGUUCAUGGAUUAGUGGCUCCACCUACUUUUCCUGGUUCCUCAGCCCCAUACAUCCAUCAACCCGCUGGUCAAUACUCAUUUCCUUAUUCAGCUUAUGGGUACACUGGAUAUUCACCGGAUGCCAUGUAUCCCUUGAGCUAUUAUGGUGUUUAUGGGGGUCAACAAAUUUCAUCUUACUAUACUACUGGUGGGGCAUCAGGAACACCAGGGAUGUACCCACACAGUUUCUACCCAUUCUAUACUCAGUAUGCACAGAGUAGCCAAGCACAUGGUUUUGGAAUUCAAUAUCCCCAAAUGGUACAAUACCCUUAUUUACCUCAGCCAUAUGGCUCUACAGGAAUCUUAUCACUUCCUUCUUCUAUUGCAAUGGCGACUACUACUGCAGGUGCAGCCACAAUGACUAUGACAACGACGACAACAGCAGCAGCAGCAGCAACACCACCACCAACAGCAACUACAGGGGUGGUGGGAGAAAGAGCAGGUGCUUUGCAAGCCUCUGGAACAGCUACUGAACAAAAUUCAUCAACCAAAUAA